Messenger RNA from Calidris pugnax (ruff), 5474 nucleotides. It is a transcript of the gene SLC26A9, whose product is annotated as solute carrier family 26 (anion exchanger), member 9. Bases 1 to 2418 code for a protein of 805 amino acids. Gene Ontology annotation, cellular component: membrane. NCBI's taxonomy places the organism in Eukaryota, Metazoa, Chordata, Aves, Charadriiformes, Scolopacidae. Gene Ontology annotation, biological process: transmembrane transport. Gene Ontology annotation, molecular function: sulfate transmembrane transporter activity; oxalate transmembrane transporter activity; bicarbonate transmembrane transporter activity. The record is from RefSeq and is a predicted model, not a curated record. The transcript has 20 exons.
AUGAACCACGCCAGGCCUCGCUAUGUCAUCGAACGCCCCGCGUAUUCGGUCAGCCUCUUCGAUGAAGAGUUUGAGAAGAAAAGCAGAAGUUACCCCAUCGGGGAAAAAUUGAACAAUCUCUUCAGAUGUUCCACUUCCAGAUUAAAACACACCUUCUUUAGCCUAUUCCCAAUACUUGUGUGGCUUCCCAAGUAUAAAAUUAAGGACUACAUUUUGCCUGAUGUUCUCGGCGGGCUCAGUGCGGGGACGAUUCAAGUGCCACAAGGGAUGGCCUUCGCGCUGCUGGCCAACCUGCCUCCCGUCAACGGGCUCUACUCCUCCUUCUUCCCCUUGGUGACAUACCUCUUCCUUGGUGGCAUCCAUCAGAUGGUCCCAGGUACUUUCGCAGUCAUCAGCAUUAUUGUUGGCAACGUCUGCAAUGAGCUGGCUCCGGAGUCGGACUUCCAGUACUUCAACCAUACUACCAACGAGACCAGCGUGAAUACCACAGCCCUGGAAGCGGCCAGGCUGGAGAUCUCUGCCACGUUAGCCUGCCUGACAGCCAUCAUACAACUCUGCCUGGGAUUCGUGCAGUUUGGCUUUGUCGCUAUCUACCUCUCCGAGUCUUUCAUCAGGGGCUUCAUGACAGCGGCAGGGCUGCAGAUCCUCAUCUCCGUGCUCAAGUACGUCUUCGGCUUGACAGUCCCAUCUUACAACGGCCCCUUAGCUAUCGUCUAUACAUUCAUUGAUAUUUGUAAAGGUCUGCCCCAUACCAACGUGGCCUCCCUGGUCUAUGCCUUGGUCAGUGCCGUGCUCCUGAUCAUCGUCAAGGAGCUCAACCUAAAGUACAUGAAAAAGAUCCGGAUGCCCAUCCCCAUGGAGAUCAUCAUCGUAAUAGUUGCGACUGCAAUCUCUGGCAGCUUUAAGAUGCCCGAGAAGUACCACAUGCCAAUCGUUGGGAAGAUCAGCAUGGGGUUCCCAGAGCCCACCCUGCCCAUGGUGGACAAGUGGAAAGACAUGGUUGGCACAGCUUUCUCGCUCGCCAUCGUGGGCUACGUGAUCAACCUGGCCAUGGGGAGGACGCUGGCAGCCAAGCAUGGCUAUGACGUGGACCCCAACCAGGAAAUGCUGGCCUUGGGCUGCAGCAACUUCUUUGGAUCCUUCUUCAAAAUCCACGUGAUCUGCUGUGCUCUCUCCGUCACUCUGGCCAUCGAUGGGGCAGGAGGGAAAUCACAAGUAGCAUCUUUCUUUGUGGCCUUGGUAGUUAUGGUGACCAUGCUGUCUCUGGGGAUCUACCUCGAACCUCUUCCCAAGUCCGUCCUGGGAGCCCUCAUCGCGGUCAACCUGAAAAACUCCCUCAAGCAGCUGGCUGAUCCCUUCUAUCUGUGGAAGAAGAGCAAGUUGGACUGCCUGGUCUGGCUGGUGAGCUUCUUCUCCGCUUUCUUCCUGAGCCUUCCCUACGGAGUCGCUGUGGGAGUGGGAUUUUCCGCGCUGGUCGUGAUUUUCCAUACCCAGUUCCGUAACGGCUCUGCCCUGGGCCAAGUCACUUCCACCGACAUCUACAAGAACCCCAAAGCCUACAACAAGGUACACGAACUUAAUGGGAUUAAAAUCGUGACCUACUGCUCGCCACUGUAUUUUGCCAACUCAGAGAUAUUCCGCGAGAAGAUUAUAGCCAAGACAGGGGUGGAUCCUGGCAAAGUGUACUUAGCCAGGAAGAAAUAUGUGAAACAGCAGAAGAAGGGGACAGCACAACCACCAACAAAGCUACCGAAGUUCUUAUUGAGGCAGAACAAGACCUUGUCUUUGCAAGAGCUCCAGAAAGACUUCGAAAGCACCUCUCCCACCGAUACCAACAACAACCAGACGACUGCCAACGGCGCCAGCAUCUCCUACAUCACCUUCCGUCCACCCACUAACAGUGAGGGACAAGUGCACACCCCCAGUGAACUGGGCAGCACCAUGACCCUGCAAGGAAGCACCCUGAGCGUCCUGCCGAGAGCAGAUGCUGACCCUAUGAUGACAGGACCGCCCUACGUCAACUUUCACACCAUCAUCCUGGACAUGAGUGGAGUCUGUUUUGUUGACCUCAUGGGCACAAAAGCACUGGGCAAGUUGUGUUCCAGUUACCAGAAGAUUGGGAUUAAAGUGUUCUUGGCAAACGUGCAUGCCCAGGUGUACAACGACAUUAGUGCAGGUGGAGUCUUCGAGGAAGGAGGCCUGGACCGAAACCACAUCUUCCUGACGAUCCACGACGCUGUUCUGUUUGCACUGGCAAACAGCAGAGAAGUUGUCCACCCGCCCAUCUUAGAGGAGAGGCCAAAUCAGACAGAGCUCUCCAUCUACGAGUCUGCGGACGAAAGCAGCACGGAGUUCAAGAACUUGGAGGAGGAGAUGUUUGGAAGCAUGUUCCACUCAGAGACGCAGACAGCUCUGUGAGUGCACAGGGAGCCUCAGCGUGCGGGCAAACCCUCCCGAACAGACUCCUCUCUCCCCUCCCUCGGUGAAGAGCUGCGCCUCUACCUGGGGAUACAAUAAGUUUGCAAAGCAAGAGGCCAUCACACCUCUUGAACUGAUAAAUUCCUCCCUCCUUUCUGCUCCGCUUCUGGGAUUCAGAGCAAUGGACUCUGGAGCAGGCAACAGAAACCUAUGGAAGCAGGAACUCAGGAAAUGCCAUCUCAUUAAUUACAGAAGAGAAGCGAGUUCAUUUGAAGGCAGGUGCCUUUAACACAUGGGACAAUUAGUCACCAUUGCCAAGUGCUCUCCUUUGUCUGCCAUAACCACACUCUUCUGCCCACGCAGACAUGACGCAAUUUGGGCAUCCCCGUUCUCGCCUUUCCCUCUCCCUCUUUUCCCGACACAAGCAAACAUUAAGAGCCUUUCACGGCUUUGUUGCAGGACCAAAAGCAAGUCUUGCAAGUUGGGGAGACACAGCUUUGUAAGGUAAUGCUGUUCUGAAGCGUGCACUGCCCUGCGGGGGGUCUGCACAGCAAGUGCAAACCCCAAGUUUCCCCCCUGGCACCAGCCCUGCCUCUUCUGUGGGUCCCCCUUCUCGGACCCCUCCGCCGCUCCUUCUGUGUCCCCCAAACUGCUGCCUCACACCUCUGCCAUAUUUCUCAUCCCCCAAAGACCUCCAUACUCUAUCUCAGCCAGGCUACUUUCUGGUUCACAUCUAUUUUUUUCUUACAAAUAGGACGAGUUUGUAAUCAGAAAGAAGGGUUCCUUGUUACUGUGUUACUGCCGGGCCAGUGGGUUGAGUCCGUGUUCAAAGGACCCAGGGUCUGGUUCAAAUCCCCUCUGAAGUUUUUUAGGGAUCUUUCUACGGACUGAACAGCGUUUCAGAUAAAGCUCUUAGACUGUGAGUGGCAUGAAAGCAUUCACCCCAAGGGUGUUCCGACUCUUCCCAUCCUCCUCUUGACGGGAACAACUAGAAGAUUUAGUCCAGAGCAUGGAUGAGUGCUUCGGGGAGAUACCUUUUUCCCAAAUCAUUUUGAUCACAAGUAGCAAAUUCAGGGACAGGGAAGGAAGCCCCUCCCACACACUUUUCAUAAUGCCUCAGACUCAGAGCAGUAAAACUGAAAUUAGAGCGUAUUUUAUGCCUGCAACUAGGGAACAGCCCAAGUGACAGGCUGGGCUACGCAGGGCUUCCAGUGACAAGCUCUCAAAUGGUCACUUGUGCAGCAAGAGACAACUCUUGUACAGUACGUGAUAUUUCCAUAACAAUUCCCUACUAUGUGCUUGAUGAUUUUCAUUAAAAUUCACCACAGACUGACGCCACCAGGACCAUCUACCUCUCAGGCACAGAUGCCUGCCUCACUAACCCAGAGACAGACAGCUGAGAUCUUAAUCAUUUCUAAAAACCUGACGUUCUUUUAUAUUUGAGUGAUGCUAAUAACAACUGCUAUUUUAGUUUCCCUCGCUGAUGCCUUCCCUCCUCACCCAGUGCUGAUGUUGUGACAGUAAUGACAAGAUGACAAUAUAUAGCCUGAAAAAUCUAAGCAUAAGCCAAGGGUUAGAGACCCUUCUUCAGUGCAUUUCAAAUAUGGCUUUUAUGAAAAUAAGGUUAUAAAAAAUUUAAGAUAAAGACAUGUACUGGUAUGUCUUCAACUGCAAUGAGAACAAUUUCUUUUGUUGGAAUUUCAAAUCUUCCUACCAGGUAUUUCCAGCACUCGGCUAAAAUGCAAGAAUCUACAAGAAAAGCUGAAUAGUAAUGGAAGUAAAACUGGAGAGUCUGUUAUCUUUCCAUGAAUGCAAAAAAUAAAGAGUGGCCUUAAUAAUAAAAGUAAAUUAUAUUUUUAAAGGUUAUUUCUAUUUUAUUACUUGAAAAAAAUUGAAAAUAUUAGCAAGCUUUAAUGUACAGUUUUGAAGUAGGUAUACAUUAUUGAGCUGAUUCACUAGCAAAUUGCUAGAAGGAGAGAAAGUGGGGCUCUCCUACAGCUCCCAGAUGUCUCAUUUUUAAGGAAAACAGAGCUUCAUGAACCAUCAUAGCUAGACAGCCAUUAAAGGAAACAUCAGGACCCUGCCAGUUUGGUUUUAUGUAACACCUCAUUAACUAAACUAAGUCACCAUUUCUCUACCUCAGUUUCUGAUUAUGUGGUGCAGGAGAGAGUAAUAAAACCAAAGGAGGUUAGUUUCCAAAAGGAAAACCCCGCUACCUAAUGUUUAUUACUUAUUUUAAUCUUAGACAGCAGUGAUUUUUCCAGAACCAUGUAUAGCUUGUUCUAUAAGGUAAAAUCAAGAGAUUAAUUCUCUUAAAUUAUCUUUGAGGGUGAUUACUCACGGUCUUUUGUUACUGCCUGAGAACUCCUUUUACUUGCUCAUUUGAAAAAAAAGCAACAAGGAAAUUGGUGCAACGGAACGAGAAACUGUCCUACAGUAGCUAAUCAAUAUUUCUGCAUCUCUGAGGUGGCAUCACAUAAAAUGAGGAAAAUUCCAAUUUCCAGUCCUUCAUUCAAGGUUAAUUACAGGAGGCUGAUUUCACCAUCUCGAGGCCUGACAGGCCAAACGCAGGAAGCCUCAGAGCAACAGACCAUGUAUAAAAAAUAGAUUGUAUUUCUUGAAGUUCCUACAAGCAUAAUGGAUGGGAUGUUAAAAGAGAGGGUUGAAAGUAGCUGCACCGAUUCUGCUCUGCGAUUCCGGUGACCCGGGAAGAAGGAUACUUCAUUUCUGUAGCCACGGGCCAAUUCUGGCAAUAAGUGUAACAUUGAUGGGCAAAUGGCAUUGCUUGGAAGAACAAUGUGGCCCGUUCAAAGCCUUAAUUUCCAAGUGCCCAGGCAAGAAAAUUAGGGAAGCUCAAAUUCAUGCUGGGGUAGAAAAACUUUGAUUUCCAGUGUCCCUUUAUUGCUGUAAAAGUAACCGUGAUGUGGAUGUGUAAUGGCUCUGAAGUCUUACUUGGUAAACGCAUGAUGUAUAACCAGCUCAGAAAUGUCUGUAAUUUAUUUAAUUUAAUAUUGGUUUCGUUCUUUUUUGAUAAUAAAGAAUGUGCGAACAAUCAU